AUGUUACGAGAUAGAUUACGAGAUAAACUAAGAGAUAUGUUACGAGAUAGAUUACGAGAUAUGUUACGAGAUGGACUACGAGAUAUGUUACGAGAUAGAUUACGAAAUAUGUUACGAGAUAGACUACGAGAUAUGUUACGAGAUAGAUUACGAGAUAUGUUACGAGAUAUAUUACGAGAUAUGUUACGAGAUAGAUUACGAGAUAAACUAAGAGAUAUGUUACGAGAUAGAUUACGAGAUAUGUUACGAGAUAGACUACGAUAUAUGUUACGAGAUAGAUUACGAGAUAGACUACGAGAUAGACUACGAGAUAGACUACGAGAUAUGUUACGAGAUAGAUUACGAGAUAUGUUACGAGAUAGAUUACGAGAUAUGUUACGAGAUGGACUACGAGAUAUGUUACGAGAUAGACUACGAAAUAUGGUACGAGAUACGUUACGAGAUAGAUUACGAGAUAGAUUACGAGAUAGAUUACGAGAUAGACUACGAGAUAGACUACGAGAUAUGUUACGAGAUAGAUUACGAGAUAUGUUACGAGAUAGAUUACGAGAUAUGUUACGAGAUAGAUUACGAGAUAGAUUACGAGGUGGACUACGAGAUAUGUUACGAGAUAGAUUACGAAAUAUGGUACGAGAUACGUUACGAGAUAUGUUACGAGAGAGAUUACGAGAUAGAUUACGAGAUAGAUUACGAGAUAGACUACGAGAUAGAUUACGAGAUAGAUUACGAGAUAUGUUACGAGAUAGAUUACGAGAUAGACUACGAGAUAUGUUACGAGAUAGAUUACGAGAUAUGUUACGAGAUGGACUACGAGAUAUGUUACGAGAUAGACUACGAAUCUUGGCAAGCCUCGUGUCUGGCAACUAG
Messenger RNA from Pecten maximus, 867 nucleotides. Its product is annotated as serine/threonine-protein kinase fray2-like. NCBI's taxonomy places the organism in Eukaryota, Metazoa, Mollusca, Bivalvia, Pectinida, Pectinidae. The transcript has a single exon. The record is from RefSeq and is a predicted model, not a curated record. Bases 1 to 867 code for a protein of 288 amino acids.